UGAUCAGUAGCACGCUUGUCACGCGCAAAUGGAAAAAUCACGGAUUUGCUCGAAUCUUUUAAGAAUUUCUCGGCGCACAAUGAUCGGACCUGCUUGAGACUUUCCAAAAUAGUUACACAUAUGUUAAAGAUGAUUUUGGACUAAACAGAGGUAGAAUAAAGGUUUUUUGAAAAAAUUGAAUCGGAGCCGAAUUGUAAAGUUAGCGACAAAAACAUGGCGUCACGCGUAACUCGCGUGGGCUUCACUAUUCACUGUUUUUCUGUUUUUGCCAGCGUAAGUUUCGUCUAUAGCCGUAAAACUUAACAGGUGAUGAAAAUGGUUCCCUUUUAAGCGAAGUGGCAAACAAAAUCCUGACAAUUGGGGCUAAAUCUUUGUUAAAAUCAACAAAAGUGUUCAACAUAUAAUGCAUCACGCUUAAAGCUUGGUAGAGACAGAUCAUUUUCAAUUCAUUGUGCGAGUCAUAAUUCCCGAGUGACAGAACAAUUUAACCUCAAAAUGUAAUGCUCAUAAGUUGCUUUUCGCUCUCCUUCCGUUUUUUGUGUUUUUAUUGAAGCGUUGUCGAGAUAUGAAUUUUUUUCUGCGUUCUAAACAGUUGGCAAGCGGUGUGAUCUGCCGCGCGAUAAUUCUGGUCAUUGAAUUUCCCAAUCGUCUUGUUUACGAAGAGUGCACUGGAGCGUGUAAAUGUUAACAUACGCAAAAUGCUCAAAUAACAAGCUAAAUUUUGCUACCAAAAUUGAUCGAAUCCGUUGAAAGCCGACGAAAAUAUUAGCAAUAAGUUUUGUUCGAAACAUUUGGUCGACAAGUUUGAUCCUGAGGAAGGUAAGUGAUCGAAUUUCGAGAAAAAACAAGCGCGACGCUCUAGUCAUUUUGACGGCUUCCUUCGCUUCCAAAUCGUCCCAAAGUCUACAGAAUCAAGCAUUGUUUUCGAUUUCCUUAUUAGGAAGUAAAAUAUUGCAUUUCGUCAGAAAUGAGCGGGAAACCCCCUGAGCACGUGCCGCAUGUUUCAAGGACGCAGUCAAGUACACGUAAGUACAAAAGGCUGUGUUGUUCGCAAGCACAAGGCUGUGAAAUUGAAUGCAAAGAUUAUGGAUUCUGGAGUUUCUAGGAUUCAAAUGUGGCGAGAACAAAAGAAGAAGGAAAGACAAGAGAAAAGAAGAGCACAUUAUGAGAAAAACCGAGAGAAAAUUAUUGAAAAGGUCGUGGAAGCCAGAAAGAAAAGUCGAGAAGCCAAGAGCGGACAACGGCGGAAUGUUCCUAUCAAAGAUGCCACAAAGAAACGUCGGCGCGAACGAAACCAGCAAAAGACAGGUUCAAAAAAUAAAGGGAAACUUGAGGAACAGAGAAAGAUGGCUAGAGAACGAAGUAAGCGAUACCGUCAAAAAAAGAAAGACCAAAAUGCACAGGUUCAAGCGGAAGCCACACCGAUCGACGUUACUGGUACGCCGUUCCCAAACAGGAUGGCCAAGAAACGUGCCAUUGGACGAACUAAGAAGAGUCUCCCAGAUACACCGGAGAAGAAAGCAGAAAUAAUGGCAGCUAUAUCAGAAAGUCCACGUACAAGGAAAGUACUCGAGAAACGCGGACUAAUGAAAACACCAGAAGAGGAGAAAGAAGUGAAUGCACUGAAAGCGCUUGCUAGCGAUCUCACCCAAGGCCUUAAAGCCGUCAAAAAUGACAAGUCAAACAAAGGAAGAGCUGCACUUGUCGCGGCAAAAUCACUUUCUUUUGGUCAAAAUGUUAAAAAGAGUAGAAGCCAGAAGACACUUUCAAAGCUCAUAGCCUUGGAUAGAAGAAGCAUCAAGUCGGGAAUUGAAAAACGCGAAAUGAUCUUAAAAGGUGAAGAGUCAAGCUGGCUUGCAACCAAACGAAAAACCAGGCGGGAUGCAGUCACUGAAGAAACCAAAGAGCUUGUUUAUGAUUAUUGGAAAAUGGUAGCAAGUAGACCGACAGGAAACAAGAAAGACUUGAUUAGAAAACGCGUUGGAGUGAAAACGUGGGUUGAACAUCCGAAACACGUGCUUGAAAAAACCCAAACGGAAGCCUACGUAGAGUUUGCGUCAAUGCAUCCAGAGAUAAAGAUAUCUCAGCGAAAAUUUGAAAACCUGAAGCCUUAUUUUGUUAGGGGGGCAAGGGAACGAGAUAGGCAGACUUGCAUGUGUCGUCAGCACGUUGAACUUCAAAUUGUCUUCAAAGACUGCAUGAAGUUUAGGAAGAGAGUGAUUGAUGAAAGCAGGGAAGCUAAUCAAGCAGCUACAGAAGUGUAUAACUCAGUUGGAAAUAUUAUUGCGCAAACACUUUGUCCCAAACCCGAAGAUCAAGACUAUCAUAAAUUGAAAUGCUUGAAAAGGGAGUGCAAAGACUGUGGAGUUCACAACUUGGUUUUGUUGCCAGAGGAGAAAGGUGUUGGCAAUCACGAAGUGAAAUGGAAGCGUUAUGACUAUGUGUCGACUGGAAAACUUACCACUGAUGGAAAAGACAUGAAGAAAAUAGCCCUUGUCGAGAAGUGCACAGGACCAAAGGAACUGUUUGAUUAUUUUAUUCAGCUGUUAGGACAGUUUCCUUACCAUUCCUUUCUUGCUAAAUGGCAGAGGGAGCAGCUAGAUUCUCUUCUUGAAAACCUUCCUCUUGAUCAAGCUGUGUGCAUCCACGACUAUUCCGAGGGUUAUGCCUGUCGGUUUCAAGAUGAAAUCCAGUCCCAAUACUUUGACGUAAACAAAGUAAGUCUUCAUGUCACAAUUCUUUACAGGCAUUCAAGUGCUGAGGUGGAUGGCAUCCAGAGCACAGAAGAGGAACCAGCAAUUUGUAAAGAGCAUUUGUUUGUGAUUUCCGAUGACGUCACCCAGGAUCAUGACUCUGUCCUUCACAUCCAGAAGUUAAUUUCAAACCAUUUAGAAGAAUCAAACUGCACUAUCAAGAAAAUGCAUGAAUUCACAGAUGGAUGUGCAGGACAGUACAAGAGCCGACACUGCUAUGGUGACCUGUCAUGUUCCCUGGCAACUCUUGGAUAUACAGUCCAGCGAAACUACUUUGCCACCUCCCAUGCAAAGGGAGAACAAGAUGCAGCUGGCUCCCAUGUCAAACAGAAGGCAACCUCAGCAGUUCUCUCCAGGAAAGCCACACUAUCAAAUGCAAAAGAUCUUUGUAACUUUCUGAAAGAGAACUUCUCUGAACCAGCUGCUUCCUCAUUUCCUGCUAGGCAGAAGUCAGUGCAGUUAAAGCGGCGCAUCUUUUUCUAUUUGCCAUCUACUGGGGAGCUGAGUGUUGCACGUAACAGGGACGGUGGAAGAUUCUGCACUGUCAAAGGCAUCCGCCAACUACACUCUGUAAGAACUUGCAGUGAACAGCUAAAAGUCUACACAAGAGAAAGGUCUUGUUACUGCCAUGGUUGCAUUGUUGAGGAUUUUGACAGCUGUGAAAAUAAGGAAUGGGUGGGCAACUGGAAGGAGAUUGUUCUGUCAAGAGAGCCCUCAGGUGUCAUGACCAGGACAACUGAAGAUGCAAGCACCAUUGAACAUUCAGUUCAAGUUGCCGACCUGGCAACGAAAGAAAGCACUGUGGCUGUGGCAGCUGAAGAUGAUAGCCACUAUGAUUACUACCUCCUUAAAGUUACUAGCAAUGGAGUCAUUUCCCUUCAAGAAAACUUUGAGGAUCCUUAUAGUGGAAGCAUUUAUUCCAAAGGAGAAGCUGUUCUUCUUGGAAAUUUCUUUUUAAGGGAGAACAUUAUUGAUCGCACAUACAAACUAGAUGAUAAGGUGGCAGGAGUAUUCCCAGGAACUGUGCGGUACAUUUGUGGACCACUUGUGUCAAAGCGAAGGAGAGCAAGACCAAUUUAUCAAGUUCCGUUGGAUGAACAUGAACAAAUUCUGGCAUCCCUUUAACUGUUUUUGCUCUUAGUAGCUUCAAAUUUACAUUUUUUGCCGAAACUUUCCUUAAAAUAUGGUAUUUAUGCAUUUUUUUAAAAAAAGGGCGUGGUCGCAUUGCAUCAUGGGUAAUAGAAAAUUAGCUUGAAAGGCGUCCGAAUUGAUCAAGAUGACCUAAUUUCAAGAUAGGAACUAAUUUCCUUCCCUUUCUGACUUAUUUCUAACAAAAAUAGAUUCAUUAAAAUAUUUUUCAAUUUUACCCCAAUGUUACGCCUUUGUACAUCAGAACUGUGCUACUGAUCACUA
Messenger RNA from Stylophora pistillata, 4166 nucleotides. RefSeq lists its product as uncharacterized. Lineage: Eukaryota; Metazoa; Cnidaria; Anthozoa; Scleractinia; Pocilloporidae. The record is from RefSeq and is a predicted model, not a curated record.